UGUGGCAAGAUUCCCUUAGGCUUGCCAACUUGUGGCUUUCAUUUUGGUGAACUAACCUUAGGCAAGCUUGGCAAAAAUAUGUGGCAAAGUUUGGCAAUGCUAGGCUUAGAACCAAACAGCCCCUAAGUUAUUGUUGGUCAUGUGUGGUGUUGUUGCUUAUUUAGGUUUGUUCUUUUGAGAUGCACAGGGGCGUUGUUAGGAUUUGUCCGUGCUUUCUAGAACCGUUGCUGGGGAAAAUUCUUGUCACUAUUGUUUGGUGCCGUUGUUAAGGCUUGCUGCUUCUUUGGACUGCCUUUGUUGCAGCCUUACUAAAAUUGGAGAUGUAAUGUUUUGGCUACUAAUUAGUAAGAAUGGCAAGAUAAGAUUUAGCCUAUGAAUGCACGACCCAUUUGCUGCUCCCUCCCCUAUGGGCGAUUCAACCUCAUGCCCCGCCUCCGCUCAACCCAAGCCCCGUUCAUCCAGCAGGCCGUACGGUGUUGUUUGAUCGCUCAGCUAAAGGGUCUCCAACCAGGAUGCAUCAAGGCAUAUGCUAGCACCAUGGGGAAACAAAUCGUGAACAUGCUUGGUGAACUCGCCACAAAGGAGGUCGCCCGGCUGUGGAGGUUUAAAGACUAUGUUGAUGCCAUGAUGGACAAUAUGCAAGAUCUGGAAGCCGUUUACACGAUGCGGAUGAUAGGCCGCGCCAAGGAGGGAGAGACGGGGAAGUUGUUGGGAGGUGGCUCGCCAAAUUCAAGUCUGUCACCUAAGACGGAGGACGUGCUGAACGACCUGGACGCUGCAGAUCAACAUGGACAUGGACUUUUCACUUUCUAGAGUAACACACUGACAUGGCAUAGUAGUAGGCGAUGGUUCUUUCAUUAUAACGGCUUAUAAUUAUCAUCAGACUCAUACUAUUAUGCAAAUGCUUCCUAUGAUUUCAUUGGUUAAAUUGUAUAAUUGUGAUAGGUUCAUAUAUCAAUGUCAAGAAAGAGCUGAGCAACGGGACGACCUGACAAAGCUAUCAAAUAUUAGGUUACAUGGCAGCUACUUAGGCAAUUUAUAUUGCACAGGCCUUAUGGAUCCCUUUGUCUAUAAUUACUGAACUACCAUAUUUAAUUUGUGAUGACUCAUCGUGUUGGUUUACUUUUGGAAUCAAAAUGUUAUGUUGCUAA
Messenger RNA from Triticum dicoccoides, 1151 nucleotides. RefSeq lists its product as uncharacterized. NCBI's taxonomy places the organism in Eukaryota, Viridiplantae, Streptophyta, Magnoliopsida, Poales, Poaceae. The record is from RefSeq and is a predicted model, not a curated record. The transcript has 3 exons. Bases 373 to 813 code for a protein of 146 amino acids.